This is a messenger RNA of Coregonus sp. 'balchen', 8459 nucleotides long. NCBI's taxonomy places the organism in Eukaryota, Metazoa, Chordata, Actinopteri, Salmoniformes, Salmonidae. The record is from the annotation of a GenBank genome assembly.
GAUAUCAUCUCCACUGUAGAGUUCAGCCACACUGGAGAGCUCCUGGCCACAGGGGACAAGGGGGGGCGUGUGGUCAUCUUCCAGAGGGAACCUGAGGUACAUGCACACACCAACCACAGACUUGGCACUGUGUGUGUUCACUACAUAGAUGUUUAGGGUCAAUUUCAGAUAAUUACUUGAAAUCACUGCAAUUGAGAUUAAAUUGAAUCCAGCCCUGCAUAACUGUCUUCUCUCUCUCAUUCAUAUAUAUGCACACACACACAGUGUAAGACAGAGCCGUACUCCCAGGGAGAGUAUAAUGUCUACAGCACGUUCCAGAGCCAUGAGCCGGAGUUUGACUACCUGAAGAGUCUGGAGAUAGAGGAGAAAAUCAACAAGAUACGAUGGCUGCCUCAGCAGAACGCCGCCCACUUCCUCCUCUCCACCAAUGGUGAGGGAUUGCUGCCUUAGCACCAGGGAGUUAUUAUAAUGUUUUUACAUGAUAUUACCAUGUUAUUGUUACUCUAUCAUCCAUACUUGUCCUGCCUGUCUGAAAGUUAAGACUAUUUGAGGCAUAUGAUUGGGGAAUUAUCCUGUCUGUGUAAUAAGGCUGUUUGAGGUAUAUGAUUGGAGUAUUGUGCUGUCCGUCUAUCAGAUAAGACCGUUAAGCUGUGGAAGGUGAGUGAGCGGGACAAGAGGCCUGAAGGCUACAACCUGAAGGAUGAGGAGGGCAGGAUGAAGGACCUCUCCACCGUCACCUCACUACAGGUACACACCUCCUCUUCCUCAGGCUUCUUUCUCCUCCUCUCCUUCUUCUGUCUCCAUCUUUCUAUCUACUUUAUCUAUCCAUCUCUCCUUAAAUGUAUCAUGUUACUCUGGACUACCUUUCUUUCUUUCUUUCUUUCUUUCUUUCUUCUUUCUUUCUUUCUUUCUUUCUUUCUUUCUUUCUUUCUUUCUUUCUUAUUUCUUUCUUUCUUUCUUUCUUUCUUUCUUUCUUUCUUUCUUUCUUUCUUUCUUUCUUUCUUUCCCUUUCCUCUGUGUCUAUGUUCUGUAUAUUCUGUAUGGCCUGUGUGUGUUAUGUGCACACACAGACACACACAUUCGCACAUGUUCCAGAUCGGACAGCAUAAGUAGGUCAGAGGUGCAGAUGUGUUUGCAUUUAUAAAAGUGGGUCAUUGACCCAAGGUGUGUGUGUGUAACAGUAUUUCUUCCGUCCCUCUCCUUGCCCCAACCUGGGUUUGAACUAGGGACCCUCUGAACACAUCAACAACUGCCUCCCAACACACCACCUGUCGCUCCACAAAAGCCGCGGCCCUUGCAGAGCAAGGAAAACAACUACUUCAAGAUUUCAGAGCGAGUGAUGUCACCGAUUUGAAAUGCUACUAGUGCGCACCGCUAACUAGCUAGCCAUUUCCCAGUGUGUGUGUGUGUGCUUGGCGACAACAAAUAAUGCCAGCUGUUCUGUUUUUUGGGGGGACUGUUGUCUCUGUGUUGAUGAAAACACAGCCAUACUCCUCUUUACUGGUUGACAUUAUCUGUUGCAUUCUUCUCAUAUCAUCAUCCCUGUGCCCUAAAGCACAGACGGAAGAAGAAUUUGUACAAUGUCACAUGACCAAUAGGUACGGGAAAAAGCAAUUAGUGAGAAACCUAGCUUUUUUCUGCCUUAAUUUCCACAAGCGAUAAUAUCACAUUAUUACAGGCAUUCCUAAUGGGUAUAUAUCAGUGAUUUCUCUGUGCUCUCUGUAAAGAUACAAUCAUUUUCAAGCUCCCAUUUUGGACAAAAUGAAAUAAAAAUAUUUAUUCUAUGAAUGUGGACUGUAUCAUUUGAUCUCAUCAUGUUGGGUCUACUCACCACAUGGUACAUGUAUCUGUGUUUCUGACUGUAUCCUCUGUGACAGGGAUCAUCAACUAGAUUCAGCCGCGGGAUGAUUUUUUCUUGAGGCGGAACAUACUGUAAUUACAAAUAAUUUGUAGACCGCAAAUUGACUUCAAGAAGCCCAAACAGAUAUAAUAUUUGACUAAAAUGUGUGGAAAUACUUGAACAGAUUUCCUAAAUUUCCUAAAAUAACUUGGAGCUGAUUUCCUGGUGUUUUUACAGCACUUGGGGGGCCAACUAAAACCACCCGCUGUGUUGUGUGUUCUGACUGUCUGUACUCUGUCUAGGUGCCGGUGUUGAAGCCCAUGGAUCUGAUGGUGGAGGUGAGUCCUCGGCGUGUCUUUGCUAACGCCCACACCUACCACGUCAACUCCAUCUCCAUCAACUCCGACCACGAGACCUACAUGUCAGCUGACGACCUGAGGAUCAACCUCUGGCACCUGGGCAUCACCGACCGCAGCUUCAGUAUCCUUUAGAUCAGACAAUGGGUCAAUACACACACUCCUGUAUGAGACACUGUUCAUUUAUAUACACACACACAGUGAUGUGGGGAGGGGAAUCAUUCCUGAGGAGUGAAAAUGCAGCUCAAUGAAUUAUUCAAUCUCUUUUAUAAAUAUUUAACUCCUUUUGUGGCAUAUAAUGCAGCUGAAUAGAACACACACACACACACACACACACACACACACACACACACACACACACACACACACACACACACACACACACACACACACUCCUCACCCCAGACAGGAUUUGCUUGUUACAAUUCAUAUGAAGUUGGGAUUAUUCUCCCACUACCCCUAGUACCCCCUAAAGGUGUGUGUUUGACUAUAUGUAAUGAUGUCAGUGUGUUUUGGCGUAUCAUUCUGAAUAUGUAUGUAUGCUAUGUUUGUAAUCACCCUCGCACACAAUCAAAUGUGUGUAUGCUGUUAUAUAGACAGUAUGUUGUAGUCCUGAACCCGUGCCCCAGACAUCGUGGACAUCAAGCCAGUGAACAUGGAGGAUCUGACAGAGGUGAUAACAGCAGCAGAGUUCCACCCUCACCACUGUAACCUGUUGGUCUACAGCAGCAGUAAAGGAACUCUACGGCUCUGUGACAUGAGAGAGGCCGCACUGUGUGACAAACACUCCAAAUGUGAGCAUACAGACAGACAGACGGACAUAGCCUACAGUCACACACACACACACACACGUUACAGAUACACAGAUGCUGUACAUCACACACACACACACACACACACACACACACACACACACACACACACACACACUCUCUCACCCCCUCUCCUCUCCUCCUCUAGUGUUUGAGGAGCCGGAGGACCCUAGUAACCGCUCCUUCUUCUCGGAGAUCAUCUCGUCUGUGUCGGACGUCAAGUUCAGCCACAGCGGGCGCUACCUGCUGACCAGAGACUACCUCACCGCCAAGGUGUGGGACCUCAACAUGGAGAACAAGCCCCUGGAGAUAUACCAGGUGAGGAGCCCAAUAUCACUAUUAACACAGAGACAUAAAUAGUAUGUAAUGUCAAUAUUAACACAGAGACAUAGACAGUAUGCAAUGUCACUAUUAACACAGAGACAUAGACAGUAUGUAAUGUCACUAUUAACACAGAGACAUAGACAGUAUGUAAUGUCACUAUUAACACAGAGACAUAGACAGUAUGUAAUGUCACUAUUAACACAGAGACAUAGACAGUAUGUAAUGUCACUAUGAAUACAGAGACAUAGACAGUAUGUAAUGUCACUAUUAACACAGAGACAUAGACAGUAUGUAAUGUCACUAUUAAUACGGAGACAUAGACAGUAUGUAAUGUCACUAUGAAUACAGAGACAUAGACAGUAUGUAAUGUCACUAUGAAUACAGAGACAUAGACAGUAUGUAAGGUCACUAUUAAUACAGAGACAUAGACAGUAUGUAAUGUUACAUGUCACUACUAACACAGAGAUACCUUGCUGAGCCACUACACUGGGAAAGGAGGGGGGAUACCUUACUGAGACACUACACUGGGGGGGGUACCUUACUGAGACACUACACUGGGGGGGGGUACCUUACUGAGACACUACACUGGGGGGGGGGGGGGGGGUGGAAUACCUUACUGAGACACUACACUGGGGGGGGGGGGUAACUUACUGAGACACUACACUGGGGGGGGGGGGGGGGGUACCUUACUGAGACACUACACUGGGGGGGUACCUUACUGAGACACUACACUGGGGGGGGGGGGGGUACCUUACUGAGACACUACACUGGGGGGGGGGGGGGGGGGAUACCUUACUGAGACACUAUACUGGGGGGGGGGGAAUACCUUACUGAGACACUACACUGGGGGGGGGGGGGGGGUAUACCUUACUGAGACACUACACUGGGGGGGGGGGGGGGAUACCUUACUGAGACACUACACUGGGGAGGGGGGGGGGGGGAUACCUUACUGAGACACAAACACUGGGAUGGGGGGGAUACCUUACUGAGACACUACACUGGGGGGGGGGGAUACCUUACUGAGACACUACACGGGGGGGGUAACUUACUGAGACACUACACUGGGAGGGGGGGGGAUACCUUACUGAGACACUACACUGGGAGGGGGGGGGGGACACCUUACUGAGACACUACACUAGGGGGGGUGGGGUACCUUACUGAGACACUACACUGGGAUGGGGGGGAUACCUUACUGAGACACUACACUGGGAGGGGGGGGGGGGGUACCUUACUGAGACACUACACUGGGAUAGGGGGGAUACCUUACUGAGACACUACACUGGGAUGGGGGGUGUGGAUACCUUACUGAGACACUACACUGGGAUGGGGGGGUGGGGAUACCUUACUGAGAAACUACACUGGGGGGGGGGAUACCUUACUGAGACACUGGGGGGGGGGGGGGGUACCUUACUGAGACACUACACUGGGGGGGGAUACCUUACUGAGACACUACACUGGGGGGGGGAUACCUUACUGAGACACUACACUGGGGGGGGGGGGGGUACCUUACUGAGACCACUACACUGGGAGGGGGGGGGGGGUACCUUACUGAGACACUACACUGGGAUGGGGGGGAUACCUUACUGAGACACUACACUGGGAUGGGGGGGGGGGGGAUACCUUACUGAGACACUACACUGGGGGGGGGGGGGAUACCUUACUGAGACACUAUCUGAAAAAUCUGUCGAUGUGCCCUUGAGCAAGGCACUUAACCCUAAUUGCUUAUGUAAGUCGCUCUGGAUAAGAGCGUCUGCUAAAUGACUAAAAUGUAAAUGUAAAUGAGACACUACACUGGGAGGGGGGGAUACCUUACUGAGACACUACACUGGGAUGGGGGGGGAUACCUUACUGAGACACUACACUGGGGGGGGGGAUACCUUACUGAGACACUACACUGGGGGGGGGGAUACCUUACUGAGACACUACACUGGGAUGGGGGGAUACCUUACUGAGACACUACACUGGGGGGGGGGGGGGGGGGGGGGAUACCUUACUGAGACACUACACUGGGAGGGGGGGGGAUACCUUACUGAGACACUACACUGGGGGGGGGGAUACCUUACUGAGACACUACACUGGGAGGGGGGGGAUACCUUACUGAGACACUACACUGGGAGGGGGGGGGAUACCUUACUGAGACACUACACUGGGGGGGGAUACCUUACUGAGACACUACACUGGGAUGGGGGGGAUACCUUACUGAGACACUACACUGGGGGGGGGGGAUACCUUACUGAGACACUACACUAGGAGGCGGGGGGGAUACCUUACUGAGACACUACACUAGGAGGCGGGGGGAUACCUUACUGAGACACUACACUGGGGGGGGGGAUACCUUACUGAGACACUACACUGGGGGGGGAUACCUUACUGAGACACUACACUGGGAGGGGGGGGGAUACCUUACUGAGACACUACACUAGGAGGCGGGGGGGAUACCUUACUGAGACACUACACUAGGAGGCGGGGGGAUACCUUACUGAGACACUACACUGGGGGGGGGGGAUACCUUACUGAGACACUACACUGGGGGGGGAUACCUUACUGAGACACUACACUUGGAGGGGGGGGGGGGGGGAUACCUUACUGAGACACUACACUGGGGGGGGGGGGAUACAUUACUGAGACACUACACUGGGAGGCGGGGGGGUACUUUACUGAGACACUACACUGGGGGGGGGGGGAUACCUUACUGAGACACUACACGGGGGGGGGGGGAUACCUUACUGAGACACUACACUGGGGGGGGAUACCUUACUGAGACACUACACUGGGAGGGGGGGGGGGUACCUUACUGAGACACUACACUAGGAGGCGGGGGGGAUACCUUACUGAGACACUACACUAGGAGGCGGGGGGGAUACCUUACUGAGACACUAUGCUAGGAGGCAUGGGGUGAUACCUUACUGAGACACUACACUGGGAGGGGGGGAUACCUUACUGAGACACUACACUGGGGGGGGGAUACCUUACUGAGACACUACACUGGGGUUGGGGGAUACCUUACUGAGACACUACACUGGGAUGGGGGGGGAUACCUUACUGAGACACUACACUGGGGGGGGGGGGGGGGGAUACCUUACUGAGACACUACACUGGGAUGGGGGGGGAUACCUUACUGAGACACUACACUGGGGGGGGGGGGGGAUACCUUACUGAGACACUACACUGGGAGGGGGGGAUACCUUACUGAGACACUACACUGGGGUUGGGGGAUACCUUACUGAGACACUACACUGGGAUGGGGGGGAUACCUUACUGAGACACUACACUGGGGGGGGGGGGGGGGAUACCUUACUGAGACACUACACUGGGAGGGGGGAAUACCUUACUGAGACACUACACUGGGGGGGGGGGGGGAUACCUUACUGAGACACUACACUGGGGGGGGGGGGAAUACCUUACUGAGACACUACACUGGGAUGGGGGGGAUACCUUACUGAGACACUACACUGGGGGGGGGGAUACCUUACUGAGACACUACACUGGGGGGGGAUACCUUACUGAGACACUACACUAGGAGGCGGGGGGGAUACCUUACUGAGACACUACACUGGGGGGGGGGGCUGAGACACUACACUGGGGGGGGGGGGGGACCUUACUGAGACACUACACUGGGGGGGAUACCUUACUGAGACACUACACUGGGGGGGGUACCUUACUGAGACACUACACUGGGGGGGGGGGAUACCUUAUUGAGACACUACACUGGGGGGGGGGGGGGGAUACCUUACUGAGACACUACACUGGGGGGGGGGGGAUACCUUAUUGAGACACUACACUGGGGGGGGGGGGGGGGGGAUACCUUACUGAGGCCUAUCAACAUCUGCAAUGCAGCAAGGAGACAGAGAGAGAGGUGGGGGAGGGAGAGAGGGGGAGAAGGAGGGACUGUAAAACUCUUCUGAUUUGGCCGUAUUAACUGAAGUCUUUCCUUUAGUGAAUUGAAAAGGAGAGGAGAGAGGAUGAGUGGGAGAAAAGGUUAACACUAAAAUACUGAGGUAAAAAAGGAAAGAUGUGAGGGUGGAGAAGGGAGGGGUGGGUUGUGAGGGGAGAGAACAGGUCAUGUUUACUUUAACACAACACAUUUUCAUUGGUCAGCGAGAACGGUAUGGAAACAAGCAUGCCAAUAUGUUUUGAUUUACAACCGUACCAUAACCUCAGUUUUACUGUAGAUUGACCAUGGAUUGACCGCUGGACGUACACAUCACCAUGCAGACAUAAUGAUGACACAAGCAGGUCCAACAAAUCAAUAGGGAAGUGUGUGUGUGUGUGUGUGUGUGUGUGCCUGCCUGGGUCUGUCCUAAAUGGAUUAGAUUAGAAUGUGGUUCAGUAGUUCUCCUAAAAUAAACGAGGUUUAUCCCCUCCUCUCUCAGAAUGGAUAUCCUGUGUUAAUUAUCAGAGCUGUCUAUGUGGGUACUGUGCUGUGGAUUCUGUUUCGAGCUGUCCCUGUCAGCGUUGCUAUGCUGUGUUUUCUGUAUGGACUAGAUCUCUGUCAGUGUUCAGCACUGUGUCCUGACUGUGUGUGCGUGUGUUGGCUGUGAAUAGUGUGUUGAUUAAAUCUCUGUGUGUGUUCCUGCAGGUGCAUGAUUACCUCCGCAGCAAGCUUUGCUCCCUCUACGAGAACGACUGCAUCUUCGACAAGUUUGAGUGUGCCUGGAACGGCUCAGAUAGGUAGACGAAGUGUGUGUGUGAGAGAGAGAGUUUGUGAGUGGCUCUUCUAAUCCCUUAUUUGUUGCUCUGGGAAUGAAUGUCUGUGCUCAUGGCAUUAUUCAGAGGGCACAAGGGCAGAAUGUAACAUUCUCUAGUACCUUAGCAUAUUGACUUACUUUGACUCCUCUCAACUCCUCUCACUUUCUCCCUCCAUACCCCUUUCUCAGUGUGAUCAUGACGGGGGCCUACAACAACUUCUUCCGGAUGUUUGACCGGAACACCAACCGUGACGUGACCCUGGAGGCGUCCAGGGAGAGCAGUAAGCCCCGGGCCGUGCUCAAGCCUCGGCGUGUCUGCCAGGGCGGGAAACGCCGCAAGGAUGACAUCAGCGUGGACAGCCUGGACUUCACCAAGAAGAUCCUGCACACGGCCUGGCACCCCACGGAGAACAUCAUCGCCAUCGCUGCCACCAACAAC